AUGUCUGCUCCUUCACGCCAAAUCAAAUGUGUUGUGGUUGGUGAUGGUACCGUUGGUAAAACAUGUAUGUUGAUAUCGUACACGACGGAUUCUUUUCCAGUCGAAUAUGUUCCUACUGUAUUCGAUAAUUUUUCGGCACAGAUGACAGUAGACGGGUAUCCUGUUAAUUUAGGUUUAUGGGAUACCGCUGGACAAGAAGAUUACGACCGUCUGCGGCCGCUGAGUUACCCACAGACUGAUGUCUUUGUGUUAUGCUUCAGCAUAGUCGCCCCGGUUUCUUUUGAUAAUGUGCUAACCAAAUGGAUACCAGAAAUACGACAUAACUGCCCGGAUGCACCAAUUCUUUUGAUAGGAACCAAGCUGGAUUUACGGGACGACCCAGAGACUCUGAGGCAGCUGAAUGCAGAUGGCAAACAGCCAGUCAGCAAAAACCAGGGACAAAAAGUUGCAAAGCGAAUCAGAGCCGUCAAAUAUCUUGAAUGUAGUGCUUUGACACAGCAAGGUUUGAAAGCAGUAUUUGAAGAAGCAGUUCGAGCAGUAAUAGCACCCAAACCAACUAGCAAAAACAAGAAUUGUACUGUUCUUUAG
Brugia malayi is the source of this 588-nucleotide messenger RNA. RefSeq lists its product as uncharacterized. The coding region runs from base 1 to 588 and encodes 195 amino acids. NCBI's taxonomy places the organism in Eukaryota, Metazoa, Nematoda, Chromadorea, Rhabditida, Onchocercidae. The record is from RefSeq and is a predicted model, not a curated record. Gene Ontology annotation, biological process: small GTPase-mediated signal transduction. Gene Ontology annotation, molecular function: GTP binding; GTPase activity. The transcript has 5 exons.